Messenger RNA from Penicillium subrubescens, 1836 nucleotides. Its product is annotated as fungal specific transcription factor domain-containing protein. Gene Ontology annotation, cellular component: nucleus. Gene Ontology annotation, molecular function: zinc ion binding; DNA binding. The record is from RefSeq and is a predicted model, not a curated record. Gene Ontology annotation, biological process: DNA-templated transcription. The transcript is spliced from 4 exons. Bases 1 to 1836 code for a protein of 611 amino acids. Lineage: Eukaryota; Fungi; Ascomycota; Eurotiomycetes; Eurotiales; Aspergillaceae.
AUGCAGAUUGCUGAGGUCAAGGAUUAUCUCCAAAUGACCGAAGACUCAUACUCUGAAGAUCAACUCGAUGAUUCAUUUGCUCCAGCAAUCUCAGGCCCGGAGCUUUUCUUCGGCAAUACAAUAACUGCUCCCAAGUCUGAUCUCAUUUCUGCACUACCGCCUCGACCAGUUGCAGACCGUUUGAUUUCCCUUUACUUGAAUUCGAAAGAAUCUACACUUGUUCUCAUGCACGUACCCACAUUUACAAAAGAGUACGCUCAAUUUUGGAGAAACCCAGAAGAUGCUUCUAUAAACUGGCUUGCAUAUCUUUUCAGCAUUCUAUGCGCAGGAGCAGGGCUCCAGUUAUUUUCCACCGCCGGUCGAGCAGACGGUGAGCUCGCUGAGACUUUUGCAGAGCAUCACAGACUCGCAUCACAAUGCCUUACCAUGUCCAACUACACCUCACCCGGUCGAUAUACCAUGGAAACCCUCAUUCUCUGUGUGGCAAUGGAGAUUCUUAGAAGCACAGAUAACCAUCUUGGUCCCUCUGUUCUCCUCAGCUUGGCCACAAGGCUAGCCGUUCAUGCUGGAUAUCACAGAGAUUCAAAACAUUAUCCCGAGAUCUCCGUGUUUGAUGGAGAGAUGCGCCGGCGGGUCUGGACAAUUCUCUCUCUUCUUGAUCAUUACAUCUCGCUGCAAGCUGGUCUACCGCCGACUACUGUACAGACACAAUCGGACACGGAAGAGCCUCGCAACUUGACAGAUGAGGACUUAGAUCCAGCAGCCACAGUACUGCCUCCUGCAAGACCUUUCACAGAGAAAACAGCAAUCCUCUUCCCGGUUGCGCUCAAUAGAAUAAUGUUUGCCGACGCCGAAAUUAUCAGCAAGGUCUGUUCCGUCAAGGGAGUUCCCUAUCAAGAAGUUCUCCGCUUGGACGGGAAACUCAAAGACCUUCACGCAAAUAUUCCUCCUCCUUUAAAGUUUCGACCACUGAGUGAAUCCAUCGCAGACUCACCAAACACCAUUAUGGACCGAUACAAUAUCAACCUCAUGUAUCAGAAGGCCCGCUGUGACCUCCAUCGUCGGUAUCUUGCGCAGCAUCGUCUCGACCCCGCAUAUGCAUAUUCUCGACGAGAUUGCCUAGAUGCCGCGAGGACGGUACUUCAGCAUCAGUCAGACAUUUUCGAUGCGAGCAGCUCCGGUGGUCAGUUGGGCUACACCUCCUUCUUCUUUUCACCAAUAGUCGCAGUGCAUUUCCGUUCUGCUGCCAUGAUCAUUUCCUUGGAAAUCUCCUGUCAGUCUCGCUAUGAUUUGAAACAGCACCUGUCGCUUGAGCAACGACGAGUAAUCUUGGACGAGAGAAAGCAGCUUUCUCAGGAGAUUGAGAGGGCUUAUAACAUCUGGAACCAUUUGCGACAUCAAUCUAAGGAGGCAUCAAAGACAACAGACGCUCUUCAUAUCAUGCUCAAGGUCACGAACAACCAUUUGCAGCACGGUGCGACGCCUGAGCAAAUACAGCCUUCGAGCCCUCCCAUCGGGUUACAAGCUGCGAGCGAAGUACCAGACUACGCGAACUCGAUCCUCGCCACGCCCGUAACGCUCGAGAACCAACUCUCCUCGACGGUUUUCGAUAACGAACACAGUCCAUUAGAUGUUGAUCUCAUGGACGCCACGUUCUAUCUGGGACAAGAUUCCCUGCCCAGCACCAAUGAUACGCGUUUCGCAGGCUCGAACGGUGUCGUCGACUUUUAUGAAAAAUACUGGGAUAACCUGAUGCUGCUGGGCGGAGAUCAUUCAUUCAUAGAUGUACCUCAGGGCGGUGCAGAUGAUGGUCAUUUUGAUCAGGGCCUACAGUAG